UCCACAAACAAAAACGUUUACUUUGCUGUCGCCUAGUUAACGAAAUAUAAAAACCUGCAAUUUAAUACAUUUUUAAAUUAAAAUAUCUCAAAAAACUAAUUAUUCUAAAUAAAAAAUGGAAGAAGUGCAGAGACACAGUGUGCACACAUUGGUGUUUCGUUCGCUGAAAAGAACACAUGAUAUGUUUGUUUCCAAUCAAGGUGCUCUUCCGGAAAUUGAUGAAAAGCUAGACAAAAUGAGAAAAGCAAUAAAAGCUAGAGAUAGCUAUUCGCUCGUUUUUGAAAGAGUAAGUAAAGCAUUAGAAUUGAAACAGCUUAACCCCACAACAGGCGCUGAGGAACCCCAAAUACUCGCGAUUACUAAUGGACCAACUACUUCGGGAAGCAAAUCCAACGAUACUAAUAGUCAAGCAAUAGUACCGGUCACUGAGAAUUAUCAAUCAACUGUCGCUGGACUAAUUAAAACUACGACAACAACCACAAAUAGUGGAAUGCAAUUGAUACCUAAGAAAGCACCCAGCAUUCCAAAGCCAACUUGGCAUGCACCAUGGAAACUGUCACGAGUUAUAUCAGGUCAUCUUGGUUGGGUGCGUUGUAUAGCUGUAGAACCUGGAAAUGAAUGGUUUGCAACAGGAGCUGGUGAUCGUGUGAUCAAAAUAUGGGAUUUAGCUAGUGGAAAACUAAAGCUUUCCCUGACAGGUCAUGUUAGUACAGUUCGUGGAUUAGCCGUUAGCAAUAAGCAUCCCUAUCUCUUCAGUUGUGGUGAAGAUCGACAAGUGAAAUGUUGGGAUUUGGAGUACAACAAAGUUAUUCGUCACUACCAUGGACAUCUAUCAGCAGUCUACUCUCUUGCACUGCAUCCUACAAUCGAUGUCUUGGCCACAUCUGGACGUGAUUCCACCGCUCGAAUUUGGGAUAUGCGAACGAAAGCCAACAUUCACACACUCACCGGCCAUACAAACACUGUGGCGAGUGUUGUUGCACAAGAAUUCAACCCACAAAUUAUAACCGGCAGUCAUGAUUCCACAAUACGUCUGUGGGAUUUGGCAGCUGGUAAGAGCGUGUGCACCUUGACAAACCAUAAGAAAAGCGUUCGCAGUCUCGUCAUCCAUCCAAAGUUGUAUAUGUUUGCGUCCGCUUCACCGGACAAUAUCAAACAAUGGCGUUGUCCGGAGGGAAAUUUCGUGCAGAAUGUAUCGGGUCACAAUGCAAUUGUUAACUGCAUGGCUGUCAAUCAGGAUGGGGUUUUGGUAUCGGGCGGAGACAACGGUACCAUGUUCUUCUGGGACUGGCGAACUGGCUACAAUUUCCAAAGAUUUCAAGCUCCCGUCCAGCCUGGUUCAAUGGACAGUGAAGCUGGUGUUUUUGCAAUGGCAUUCGACCAAUCUGGAUCACGACUUAUUACUGCUGAGGCAGAUAAAACAAUUAAAAUCUACAAAGAAGACGAUGAGGCCACCGAAGAGAGCCAUCCUGUUAAUUGGCGACCGGACAUUCUUAAGCGAAGGAAAUUUUAAGCCGCUAUACUUUAAACACUUAAGUUUAUUAUGACAAAUUUAAUUAAAAAAAAGAACAUAAACGUUUAA
Eupeodes corollae is the source of this 1582-nucleotide messenger RNA. It is a transcript of the gene Tango4, whose product is annotated as pleiotropic regulator 1. Bases 116 to 1513 code for a protein of 465 amino acids. Gene Ontology annotation, cellular component: catalytic step 2 spliceosome; Prp19 complex; precatalytic spliceosome. The record is from RefSeq and is a predicted model, not a curated record. The transcript has 3 exons. Gene Ontology annotation, biological process: mRNA splicing, via spliceosome. Gene Ontology annotation, molecular function: protein binding. NCBI's taxonomy places the organism in Eukaryota, Metazoa, Arthropoda, Insecta, Diptera, Syrphidae.